This is a messenger RNA of Trichomycterus rosablanca, 1977 nucleotides long. RefSeq names its product medium-chain acyl-CoA ligase ACSF2, mitochondrial-like. Lineage: Eukaryota; Metazoa; Chordata; Actinopteri; Siluriformes; Trichomycteridae. Bases 1 to 1776 code for a protein of 591 amino acids. Gene Ontology annotation, molecular function: medium-chain fatty acid-CoA ligase activity. Gene Ontology annotation, biological process: fatty acid metabolic process. The record is from RefSeq and is a predicted model, not a curated record. The transcript is spliced from 16 exons.
AUGUCUUGGGAGGAGUUGUCUCUGGUGACCGAGUUGGAUACAUGGAAAGACGCCCAGAUACUAAAAUGGUGUCACGCUGACAGUCUGCCCUGUAGUCCUACAAUGACGUCCAGUUAUGUCCAGGGCACCACGGCUGUGUCGCUUCUCUCCUUGACUGUUGGACAAAGUUUACAGACAGCAGUAAAUAAUUGGCCUGACCGUGAGGCUUUGGUCUUUCUUCAAGAUGGUGUCCGAAAAACAUUCUCUCAGUUUCAGCAGGAUGUGGACCAGUUGGCUGCAGGUCUUCUUGCUAUUGGCCUGAUGAAGGGUGACAGGCUUGGUGUGUGGGGCCCAAACACUUACGAAUGGAUUUUGUUUCAGUUUGCCACAGCAAAAGCUGGCAUUAUUAUGGUGUCUUUGAAUCCAGCUUAUCAACAUCAGGAGUUGGAGUUUGUCUUAAAAAAGGUGCGGUGUAACGCAGUGGUGUGUCCAACACAGUUUAAGAGCCAGAGGUUCUGUGAUAUGCUGAGACAGAUCUGCCCAGAACUCAAUAUUGCAGUGUCUGGGACUAUUAAAAGCUCCAGAUUGCCAGAUCUGUGCAGUGUGAUAGUUACAGACAGUAGGCAACCAGGAAUGCUACACGUGGACGACGUUAUGCAAGCGGCUGAAAGUCGGCACCACCAGCAACUAAAAAGCUUACAGAGGAUUCUGUCUCCUGAAGACCCCAUCAAUAUUCAGUUCACAUCGGGCACAACAGGGACCCCAAAAGGAGCCACUCUGUCUCACCACAACAUCGUAAACAAUGCAUACUUUGUCGGGCUCCGCAUGGGUUACAGCUGGAGAGCGAAUGUGCGCGUGUGUAUUCCUGUGCCAAUGUACCACUGCUUCGGCUCUGUUUUGGGUGGAAUGUGCAUGGCAGUUCAUGGCAUCACCUUGGUCUUUCCGUCAACUUCAUAUGAUGGACUGGCAAACUUGGAGGCUAUUCAGAAAGAAAAAUGCACAGUUAUCUAUGGCACUCCUACAAUGUACAUUGACUUGCUGAGUCAGCCGAACUUUGAAAAUUAUAAUCUAUCCUCACUGGAGACAGGUAUUAUGGGUGGAUCAUCAUGCCCACCUGAAGUAGUUCGGAAAGUGAUAAAUAAUAUAAAUCUUAAAGAACUAACGGUGGCUUAUGGCAGCACAGAGAACAGCCCAAUCACAUUUCUUGGCUUUCCGUUAGACAGGCUAGAGCUCAAGACUAACAGUGUUGGGUGCAUCAUGAACCACACAGAGGCAAUGGUGGUGGAGCCAUCAUCUGGAAAACCACUUCCUCUUGGACAGCCAGGAGAACUACUCAUUCGAGGCUACUGUGUCAUGCUGGGUUACUGGGAUGAGCCUGACAAAACACGAGAGAGUAUCUCCAGUGAUGGCUGGUACAAGACGGGAGACACCGCCAGCCUGGAUGGAAAUGGGUACUGCCGUAUUGAGGGUCGAAUAAAGGAUAUGAUUAGCCGUGGAGGGGAGAAGAUUUUCCCAGCUGAGGUCGAGCGCUUUCUCUACACUCAUCCAAAAGUGACAGAGGUGCAGGUUGUUGGUGUGAAAGAUGAGAGGAUGGGGGAGCAGGUUUGUGCCUGUAUAAAGGUGGCAGAGGGAGAGCACUGCACUGAGGAGGAAAUCAAGGCGUACUGCAAAGACCAGAUAUCCUACUUCAAGAUCCCACAUUACGUAAUGUUUGUAGAAAGUUAUCCACUCACUGCCUCUGGAAAGAUCCAGAAAAAUAAACUGCGUGCAGAAAUGGAGAAGAGGCUGGGACUGUGAUGUGAUGAUUGUCAAACGAGGAACCUACACACUUGCCAGUCUUAUGCACUUGUUUAACAUAUGAAUGUCUCGACGUCUCAUUAAUAGGUGUUAUACUUUAUUGGACAAACCGUUUGAUCAUGAUAUUAUUUGAAACAUUGUACAAUAUGUAAAAUUCACUCUCUCAAAACAUGCCAUAAAGAAUCUGAAAUAAAUAAAUAA